AAAAAAAUACAUAAAAUGUCUACAACAAGCUGUCGUUUCUAUGAAAAUAAAUAUCCAGAUGUUGAUGAGUUAGUAAUGGUUAAUGUAAAACAAAUACAAGAAAUGGGGGCAUACGUACAACUUUUAGAAUAUAAUAACAUAGAAGGGAUGAUUUUAUUAUCAGAAUUAUCUCGUAGAAGGAUUCGAUCAGUACAAAAACUAAUCCGAGUUGGACGAAACGAAGUUGUUGUAGUUCUUCGAGUAGAUAAAGAAAAAGGAUAUAUUGAUCUAUCUAAGCGGAGGGUAAGCCCUGAAGAUAUAAUUAAAUGUGAAGACAAAUUUAAUAAAUCAAAAACUGUUCAUUCUAUUUUAAGAAAUGUUACAGAGAAGCACUCCAUUCCUCUUGAGGAAUUAUAUAUGUCAAUUGGAUGGCCUUUGUAUAGAAAAUAUGGGCAUGCUUAUGAUGCGUUUAAAUUUGCAAUUGUGGAUUCAAAUUCUGUCUUUGAAGGACUAACUCCUUCAAAUCCUCAAAUUAUAGACGAUCUUAUUACACAAAUUACUCGUCGGUUGACUCUUCAGGCAGUUAAAAUAAGAGCCGAUGUGGAAGUAUCAUGUUUUGAAUACGAAGGAAUUGAUGCUGUUAAACGAGCCCUCAAAGCAGCAGAAGCAAAAAAUUCUAAAGAUGCUCUUAUUAAAGUUAAGCUUAUAGCUCCUCCACUUUAUGUUAUUAUUACAAGUGCCUUGGAUAAAAAACUAGGAAUCCAAAUUCUAGAAGAGGCAUUAGAAGAAAUAGAAAAAAGCAUUACUGCAUCCGGCGGUGAAUUUGUUGUAAAAAUGAAGCCAAAGGAUGUCAAUGAGGUCGAUGAAUUAGAACUUCAAGCACUAAUGCAGCGUAUGGAAUGGGAAAAUGCUGAAAAAUCAGGUGAUGAAGAUGAAAGCGAUGAAGACUAA
Molecule: messenger RNA, 930 nt
Organism: Pneumocystis murina B123
Lineage: Eukaryota; Fungi; Ascomycota; Pneumocystomycetes; Pneumocystales; Pneumocystaceae
Product: eukaryotic translation initiation factor 2 subunit alpha
Exons: 6
Coding region: 16-930 (304 amino acids)
Cellular component (GO): eukaryotic 48S preinitiation complex; eukaryotic translation initiation factor 2 complex; multi-eIF complex
Molecular function (GO): translation initiation factor activity; RNA binding; ribosome binding
Source: RefSeq, a predicted model, not a curated record